AUGAGCUCGUCAUCGAGCCUCGUCGAAUGCCCGAGCUGCCAACUCAAGCUGCCUCUCUCGCAGCUCAAUCCACACCUCGACACUUGCCUCUCCGGCGGACAGCAUUCUGGCAGCAGCAACGAGAGGCCAGUCAAGUCGGAACAAUGGAAUGGCAUCUUUCCGAGUCGAACGCCGGACAAGAUGUCAGCAACAGCUGCUUCGCCUCGCGGCUUGAAAAGGCCGACAGAGUCUCCUAUGCAGGCCCCUCAGCACGCCAGCUACGCAGCACCGCCGGGCGAUGACAGCACCAAGCGUCAUAGAUCAGAGUCGAACGGAAACGGUCACAGUACACCGAAUGCAGACCAUCAAGUGCAGCAGUCCGUGCCAUCGUCCUCACGAAGUCGCAUCGAUGCAGCGAAACCAUUCGCGGAGAGGAUGCGGCCUCAGACUCUCGAAGAGUACGUUGGCCAGAGCGAGGUCGUCAAUGGUCCGCUCAAGAUGCUUCUGCGACAGGGCAAGAUCCCUUCUAUGAUCCUUUGGGGUCCACCUGGCACAGGCAAAACCACUUUGGCUCGACUUCUGGCCAAGUCUGCCUCGCACACGACGUCGUCGACCUCAUCGUCACACGGCCCACCCCCGCAUCGAUUCGUCGAGAUCUCAGCUGCAAAUUCAGGCACCGCCGAUGUCAAGAAGAUCAUGGACGAAGCGUUGCAUCGCCUUCAGCUCACCGGUCAACGGACGCUGCUUUUCAUUGACGAGAUCCAGCGCUUCAGCCGAGCUCAGCAGGACGUCUUCUUACCCGCAGUGGAAAAGGGGCAGAUCGUGCUGGUCGCCGCCACCACCGAGAACCCGUCCUUCCGCCUGCAAAGCGCGCUGAUCUCGAGGAUGCGCGUCUUUGUGCUGACCAAGCUCAGCGUCGACGAGUGCAGCCAGGUGCUUCGCAACGCUCUUAAAUGCGUCCAGCGCGAACAGCAAGAGCUCGGCUCCUCGGAUCAGUCCGAGGCGUCGAUUGCGAGUCACAUCGACGACGACUUGAUCCGAUGGAUAGCCAACAUGGCCGACGGCGAUGCACGCACAGCUCUCGGUGCGCUCGAACUCGCCCUCUCCACCACUGACCCCGGUCUUGACUCUGCAGACAACCUCGCGCGGCUCAAAACCGCCCUCAAACGCACCGCUCUGCAAUACGACCGAACCGGCGACAUGCAUUACGACACGAUCAGCGCGCUGCACAAGUCGAUUCGGGGCUCGGACGCCGACGCCGCUCUGUACUGGCUCGCUCGCAUGGUCUGCUCCGGGGAUGACCCUCUGUUCAUUGCGCGGCGUCUGAUCGUAGCAGCCUCGGAAGACGUCGACACGCUGCCAGCGCUGCAGAUGGCGACGGCCACAUACCAGGCUUGUCAGGUCGUCGGCUUACCUGAAUGCGGAGAGAACCUGGCGCAGUGUGUGGUAUUCCUUGCGGAGGCGCCGAAGAGCACGCGAUCGUAUCGCGCUUGGAAGAAGGCCAAGGCGCUCGUGGAGGGAGCGUACAAUCAUCCUGUUCCGCUGCAUAUCAGGAAUGCACCGACAAAGUUGAUGCGCGACAUUGGGUACGGCAAGGAGUACAGGUACGAGCCGAGGUUUGCGCACCCGGUGCACCAGGAGUACUUUCCGGAGCCACUUAGGGGAACGAGGUUCCUCUCGCCACCGCCGAUGGCUGCGUUGGACGAAGAGGAGCAGCCUGCUCAAGAGAAGCCAUUGGACGAGGCGGAGGGGAAGGCACAGCGGGCGGGAGAGGGAGACAGGAACGACUAUCACCACAGUAGCAUGCAGAGCCGCAUGGCGAGCAAAGCAGGCGUCGGCCCGGGGUCUUGUCAGCGCAUCUUUGAUCUGGGUGCUCGGUCGGUCGACCUGGACCUGCUGGAUGAGUGGGAGCAAGUACGCAACGGUGGCAGAGAAUGGACUGGUCGACAGAGGUUGAUGCGGUUGCUCGAGUCGCUCGAACAGAAGCCAGAAACAUGA
Molecule: messenger RNA, 1977 nt
Organism: Kalmanozyma brasiliensis GHG001
Lineage: Eukaryota; Fungi; Basidiomycota; Ustilaginomycetes; Ustilaginales
Product: ATPase, AAA-type, core
Exons: 1
Coding region: 1-1977 (658 amino acids)
Biological process (GO): DNA-templated DNA replication; DNA repair; regulation of DNA repair
Cellular component (GO): nucleus
Molecular function (GO): ATP binding; ATP hydrolysis activity; enzyme activator activity
Source: RefSeq, a predicted model, not a curated record